CGCUGACAGACCUGAACCAGUUCCUCUGAACUUGAUUCGAUCCUCUGACAGAAGAAGAGACGCUCAGAUAAAGACGUGCCUUCAGUCUCAGAGAGGGAGCUGUCACACACUGAUCUACAAACACACACAUUCCUAGAAACUGACACACACACACAGAAGCAAACAGUCUCUCUCUCUCUCUCUCCUUUACUGCUCGCUCAGCUGCUCUCUCCCCCUCCCAUCCACACACACACUCUCUCACACACACACACCACUACAGUAUAUCAGCGAGUGACGAGCGGAGAGCCAGAGGGGAGUGCAGAAAUGAAUGUGAAGAUCCUGACGCUGGUGAUUGUGCUCUUGGUGUCUCUGCUGUGUCCUGCCGGUGCUGGUCCCAUGGCCUCCACGGAGCAUGGCAGAGGGCUGGAAGAGGCAGCUACAGUGAGAAAAAUGGCCCAGCAGAACCCAGUGAGAGGCGGUCAGACCCACAGACCAGCCAAGAGAAGACGCCCACGGCCCCGUCUUUCCCACAAGGGGCCCAUGCCGUUCUAGAGCAAGGCACUGCCUUGAGCGCCCUCCCCCAGGUUCUGAUUUCUAUGCUCUUCCUUCGCCUUGGGGGGCCUUGCAAUGAAGGGCCUACGCUUGCCCAGCCUGAAGAGUGAUGUCCAUAGCACCUGCUGGUUCUCCAAGCAACUCUGUCCACCUAAAAAUCAGGACAAGCCGCUCACCCUCGGCUCCAGGGGGAUUAGGGGGGCGUUGAAAAGGGGGUGGGAGGUAUUGAGCCUGAGCUACCAGACUCUAUUUCUCUGUCUCUUUAUCUUACUCCCUCCUUACUGAUAUAUCUCUGUCUUUUUUUUUCAAUUUGCUUAAUAGAGGCCAAUCAUAGCAAUCUUUCCGAGUGUCUCACACUCUUUGCAUGACAUGUGGUGGAGAGGGAGCCCCGUCAAAAGAGUCUUAAAGCUUCUGUCACUCCUCCAGGACGUGGUUUUCGCAUGUCUCAGAUCCAAAGUCCCAUCAGUCGCUGAUUUCAUCGCUGUGUAGCUACUUAAACGAGCAGAUGAGCGGGUCUGAUCGUGCAGAGGAAGUAACUUAAUUUUCGUUGUGAUACUCUGGAGCUGAAGAUUUAGUGUUGAAAGGAGUUAUAAUCAUCACUUAAUUACGAUUAUUAAUGGUGCUUAGUAUCUUUUAAUGUCAGUUUGUCCACAUGCAAAGUAAACUAAAACAAGAGCACAUGCCGUCAGGACAACUUUGCGUUCCCUCGCUCAUCCCGAAGCUGUUUGGGUGUUUCUGAGUUCAUUAACACCUCGAGGGGGAAUGGAGCGGCUUUCAGGCUCAAGGUAACCCCUAACCCACCUUGAAGGAGUCCUCUUACCCCUCGUCCCCUGACCCCCAGCCUUCUCGCCACACCGCUGCCCCCAAGCAGCUGCUCUUCACGACUGUUACCCGGCGCUGGCGGCCCGCUCCGACCGACGGGCCGCCUCGCCCCUUAAGGAAGUGCCAAAUAACAACCUUCUCCACAAUGCUGCCAGGAACGGAGGAACGAAAAAGUCAGAGAGAAACGAGAAACGCAUUACCUCGUUUGAAGUCUCGAUACACUGACACGUUUAUGCUUUCUCUUUGUUUUGUUCAUUUUAAGCUCAGCUCUUUGUUAACCCACCGCCGCGAUCAGCCUACCACUAGUGCUCUAGUUUAAUAUUCAGCAUACGAACAGAAAAAGCUAUGCCUUUCCAUCUUACUGGAAUACAUUUCUAUUUUUUUCUGUGUUUUAGUUUUAUUUCCUUUUUUCUCAGGGUGCUGUGAUAGAGGCUUGUACUUUAGCAGGCUGUUAUGUGCAUUUACUCAAGAUAAACAUACAAACUCAUAUGAGCAUAUUUUCAUAUAGUCUACCUUUACUCUCCUUGUAUGUAUACUCUAGUUUAAUCACUAUGUUAUUGGAGAGUUAUCCACUUCUUUUCUUGAGCUCCCUGCGUCAUGUUGGGUGCAGUUGCCUUUCUAAUCAGCCCGUCCGCUGCAGAGGUGGUCGCGGAUUUGAUCGUCAUGCCCAUUAAAUCCUAAACUUAAUCUUUCAUAGAUAUCCACAUUUAGUCAGAGCUCAUUUUAACUUCAGUCCCCCUGCAGAUUCAGGCUGUAAUCAUAUCGCUUAUUGGGAACUCGAUAAUCUUUGUUGUGUGUUGGACAUGCAGAACUCUAACUUAGUUAGUUAAAUCAGUUUCAAGAGCCUAAUCUAAUUAAUCUACAGUGGGUGUGCGCAACUCUGCUGCACUGCCUGGUUUUCCACCUUUACUGUGAUAAAUAUCCUGCACAAUUAAGAAUGAAAAACGAAUUUGUUAGGAGUGAAAUGAUUAAUCGUUAAUAAGUUAUUUAAAUAACUGUCAACUAAUUUACUAGUCAAUUAGCUUGGGUUUACAGAAUCAAUAAAAAGUAAAAAUAACAGUAGAAAUUAAGCCAAAACUACAAAAAAUAUUGACGUUUUACAUUAAAAGGGGGGAAAAAAAUAUACAUUUGUCUGUAAAUAUGUCCUGCCCAAAACGCCUAAGGUGGGAUUUUGUUGCACCUAACAAAAAAAAAACAUAUAUACUAAGCAUAUUUUGCUAUCUAAUUAUUAAGUAGGUCAUCCAAAAAUAAUCAACAGAUCAGCUCUACACUGUAUCCAAAGUUACUACUGGCAGAAAUGACAAAGCAAAAACCAGGAAGUAGUUGGAUGAUGAUUAAUAAACUAAUUCAGGUGUGAUUUUAAUCACGUUUCUUACUUAAUCUUCACGAGACAACAUGAAUAUCUGAGUGUCAUCAGCAUAACCAUGGAAGCCGAUUCCUGAUGAAUCCACCGCGCAGCAAAUAUGUAUAAAUUAACAAGUAUGGGACCUAGAAUGGAGCCUUGGGGGACACCGUGGUUAGCAUUGAAGAACACAUAUCCAUACUCACCAUAAUAGUGCUAUCUGUGAGAUGGGAGCUGAGCCACUGAAGAACAGCACCAGAAAGCCCAACCAGAUGCUGAAAUCUUUUUAAAUGGAAACACCGCAAAAUAAAAAAAAAUUAGCAGAAUACCAACGAAGUUUUGCACGCAGCAAGGUUGUCCCAUAUUUUGUCCAAUUAUUGAUAAUCAUGUUGUAAUGAUCUUCACUUCUCUUAACUGAAACUGUUGUACAAAGAUAUUUUGUAAACUCUCUGCAAAACAAUGAUGUCAGCAAUUUAAAUGAGAAACUACUGGAAAAAUCCGAAAUAUUCAUUUCAAGUUUAUCAGAUUAAAUUGUUUUCCAAAUAUGAACUCAAAUACGGCAAAUGCUGAAAACAAAUCACGCUCUCCAAACAGGUUUCUUUGUUUUUAAAAUAAAAUUGUACAGAAUAUACCUUUCACAAUAAAGGUGGAACAAUUUUUAAAGUAUAAAUUACUUUACAAAAACCCAGCAUGCUAACAGGGGUGUGGACAUUUUAUAAAGACGCAUUAGAUUUCCAGCACUUUUCCCUCUCGCCAUGUCUCAUGCAAAUAUUAAAAAUAAAAAACGCAGAAUCUUCUCAGCCCCAGCAUGAGAAGCUUUUAUUAAGAGAGCAUCUAAAAGCACAGUGGUAUCCCAGCCAAGCUUACCUUGAUUAAAAAUGCAUUAAAUCCUAGGGCACUGUGAAGUGUAAUAAUUUCAGUUUUGCCAUCAUUUUUUUAUACCCUCACAGACAGAGAUGUAGAUUUCGUGACGGCUUUGCUCAGGAGGUCUCGUGUGUUUUUGGAGGGAAGAAUACAGGAAGUAAAUGAGCUGGGGACGAAGGUUCAAAGCCGCAGGAGUUGGGAAGGCAAAGGGGCUCGAGUCAAUAUCCCUCUUCUCUCCCUCCCCGCCUCAGAAGUUAUUGUUACUGAGCCGAGCAACGUCUGUAUCCGCACUGUUCUUCAUGAAUGUAUCCUCACCAUCUGCACCAGCCAUGCUGCCCUCGCAGAGACAGGAGCAAACCGAUGUUUAUGUAAGGAAGCCCCUUUUUAAUCUCAUCAUCAAAAUGUCCCACAGAUCCAAAGCUUCUGGCGUCAAAUAGUCCCAACAAAUAGACGUGGCUUUGCUCAAAGACUUCUCUGUAUGGGUUUGCAAGGCUGCACUUUUUGCAAUUCCAUGAUGCUGCUGGAAAAAAUACACCCUGAAAACAAGAGUCUCUCGCUAUGGAAUGGUUUUCCAGUGUGUUGUGACAAUUUCUUUUCAUCUGAUUCUUGUCUCGCUGGUUGUCCAAAGCUUACUUUUUUCAAUACAGUGUGACAAGCUGUAUCUUUUGUGGAUGUAACAAAAUAGAGAAGUAGUCUGCAGCACAAUUUGUCGUGGACACGUGAAAGCUUUCAGGCGUUCUUUUCUCGUAGAUCAUAGCUCACCGCCCUCCCCUGCACAUGAGGUUUAAUGGAAGGACAAGCAUGUCCAGGCUAAACUGAAAGGCUAAACCAAUACAUUAUGCUCGGGGAGCAAAAACCAUUUUCCUUAAUGGUCUUUUCCAGCAAGGCUUACACAAGAGAAACUAUUCCUAUCCUCUCAAUGUUCCCCCCUCUCUGUGACCAUCACAAGGCCUGAGUAAUGUUUUCUAUGCACUUGUUAGCAUGUGUUCCUGGUAGAAAACCCCUUAUUCUUUAUGUUUAUUUUUGUCCAAAUGCAUUUGGCAGGGAGUGUGUAAGGAUGAGAUGUAGAUAUGUGUCGCAGGUGGAGAUAAGAAAUGAAUAGAAAGCAGGUUUUAAACGUCAGCUUAGUCACUGAGGUAGUUACGGCCCCUAAAAAGUCAAAAAUAUAUAUAUUUUUUGUUUCUUUUUUAACUCUUCUUGUACUGAAAUUGUUUUUAUAUCCAUCACUGACUGCAGAAAUGGAAGCAGAGCUACCACGCCACACAUUCCAUAAUUUUCCCCUCUGAAUCCUUUAUCCCGUCAAACUGUAUCAUGUUGGCCUUCAAAGUGGGUGUCUGCAGGGUCGAGUGGCUGAUAUUUAAUCCAACAAAUAGAGACUCUUUUUUUUUUUCCACUGGCUGGGCAAUCCAAAGGAUAACUAGAUUCCAAGUCCCAUGAGGAAAGCCGAUGAUCAGUCAUUAUCUCGAAGCCUCAAAAUGAGACUUCCUACACCCAGAAUAGCACAGGCCCCUCCUGCCUCGAUGGCGACACAUUCUCCAUCGGCUGUGUCCGGGAGCAGUCAGUCACAUUCAGAACAAUCGUAGGAGAAAUGCAGUCUGUAGGUUUAUCACAACAGUGUUACUAGAUCUCAAGCAGAUACCGUUUGAAAGACAAUGUAUUACUCCUUAAACUUAUAUUCUGUUCAUGGUGUGUGCUCAUAUUACUCACCAGGCCAAAUGUACAGUCCCUGUCUCUGUUUUGAUGUUGAACUGGGCAAAAAUAAAUGACAUGAAUAAAUAAAUAAAACAAGUGUAUCAGAAAUGGUUGAAUACUGUGUACAUAUUUGAACUUUUGGUUUCUAAUUUAUAAAAGAUAAGCUUUAGCUCUUGGAGUACUUAUUUUAUUUUAUUUUUUCCUUUCAUGCGUAGCUUUGUGUUUUUAUUUUCUAUUUCUGUAAAGUGUGUAAAUAUAUCUUUAUGAUAAUAAGUAAUAUUAAAAAUCUUAUUUUAAGAAA
Molecule: messenger RNA, 5552 nt
Organism: Poeciliopsis prolifica (blackstripe livebearer)
Lineage: Eukaryota; Metazoa; Chordata; Actinopteri; Cyprinodontiformes; Poeciliidae
Gene: apln
Product: apelin
Exons: 3
Coding region: 304-531 (75 amino acids)
Biological process (GO): signal transduction
Molecular function (GO): hormone activity; apelin receptor binding
Source: RefSeq, a predicted model, not a curated record